UACAAACCUGAAACCUCCCCCGGUGGCAGCUGGUGCAAGAUUAGCUCAGCUCCCGGUAUCCAUAGAGCAGUGAUCGAUGAAGCUGUUCGCGUUCGUCAGGCGCGCGCGCCGGACAUCAACGGCGGCGAUGGCACCGGAGCCGGUUCCCGUGGCGGCUGAGGACGCGGCGGCGCCCGCGUCCGCCGCGGAGAAGCGGCGGCGGAGGCUGUCGUCGGGAUCGACGUCGUGGAAGCCGACGCUGGUCGCCAUCUCAGAGGACGCAGCGCUGGCCGCCGCAAAGGCCGAGGCGAAGGGGAAGCCGGCGGCGGCCAAGGCCAAGGCGAGGCCGUCGCCUCGCGCGUCCCGGACGUCUGACUACGACGACUUCCGACGCUUUGGGCCACCUUCGGCGUUGCCGGCGUUCUCACCGACGGCGUUCCUGUUCUGAGCUCAGGCGAGCUAGUUGGGUCGUGACCAGACCUUGUAAUGUGUCAUGUGUGGGUUGGGUUUCACCAUCAUCCUGCUCUGCUCAAAUCUGAGCUUUCAAAGCUGAUGCUACUGUGAUUCCUUCGUGCUUGCUACUGAUGUGCAUAUGUGUAAUGUUUCACCCAACUGGCAUUUCCCAUCGUUUUCUCA
Molecule: messenger RNA, 615 nt
Organism: Lolium rigidum
Lineage: Eukaryota; Viridiplantae; Streptophyta; Magnoliopsida; Poales; Poaceae
Exons: 2
Coding region: 77-427 (116 amino acids)
Source: RefSeq, a predicted model, not a curated record